AUGCCGAAUUCACUAGAAAGCAUAAAAUUGCCUUUUGAGGUGUACGGAGCCGCCAAAAAUGGGUUUAUCUAUGGUUACAAAAUAAGGUUUGCCCACACCCUUGCACUCCAACUUCUCACGCUAAGAAGAAGCUCCAUGACGCGGAGCCGACUAAUCGGCAAGCUUCGAAAUUGCAUUAGGCUGGGUUUUGAACAUGGAAAGGUGCUUGCUAUCUACGCCAUAAUAUAUGAAGGACUGGUCAAAUUUUUAGGUGGGGGUGAGGGGGAAAAAGACAAAAGAAGAAGAGCUGUCAUUACAUUUAUUUCCGGAUUUACAGGUGGACUUUUGGUCUAUGGGGGAUUGAUCAACAAGUUUGCUGAGAUAGUGAGAAAUAGGCGGUCAAAUGCAAGUGCGGACAAAUGUAAAAAACACACACAUUUCCUAAACCAGAGGAUCUUGGCUCAGAUCUCACUUUAUACGUUGUCCAGAACAAUCCUGGCUGUGGCUAGAUACCUCAUUGAGCGUAAAAUCAAAAAGUCGGCAAAUCUUAAUAAUACCACCACAAAUCAUUUACGGGAAAAAGGAACCCUACUUGCUCUUGGUCUAGUUUGGGGAACUGUGAUGAUGAUGUAUGACUCUGAUGAAAAUGUGCUAUUGCAAAAAUCUAUGAAGUUAAGUAUGGAUUAUAUUUACGGAGAACGGCUUCGGAGCAUUAUGGAGGCUUUUUGGAUGUGA
This is a messenger RNA of Brettanomyces bruxellensis, 714 nucleotides long. RefSeq lists its product as uncharacterized. The record is from RefSeq and is a predicted model, not a curated record. Bases 1 to 714 code for a protein of 237 amino acids. Gene Ontology annotation, cellular component: peroxisomal membrane. NCBI's taxonomy places the organism in Eukaryota, Fungi, Ascomycota, Pichiomycetes, Pichiales, Pichiaceae. The transcript has a single exon.